This is a messenger RNA of Medicago truncatula (barrel medic), 993 nucleotides long. RefSeq names its product putative 4-hydroxy-4-methyl-2-oxoglutarate aldolase 3. Gene Ontology annotation, molecular function: ribonuclease inhibitor activity. The coding region runs from base 342 to 842 and encodes 166 amino acids. The transcript is spliced from 2 exons. The record is from RefSeq and is a predicted model, not a curated record. Gene Ontology annotation, biological process: regulation of RNA metabolic process. NCBI's taxonomy places the organism in Eukaryota, Viridiplantae, Streptophyta, Magnoliopsida, Fabales, Fabaceae.
UAGAUGCUGUAUAAAUAAAUUGCAUUGCCAAUUGUUAGUUGUUGCUACCAAUUGAAUUAUCUGACCGACAAGAUAUCGUGGCACAUAUAUCAAGGGUACUGAGAUCAUCAUAUUUGGAUGUUUGUGCUUCUGAUUUUAUGAGCCACACAUAAUUUAGGUUGAGUUUCAUUUCACUUUGUGACAAAGUAAUAUAUUUAUCAUGUUUAUAAAGUUUUUUUUUUCCCAUAUUCAUUUCAUGUGUCACUCUUACUCUUUCUUGGUAUAAAUCUCCCUAAAAGCAAACAAAGGCUUCUUCAGCUGCCUUGCCUUCAUCUCUCCUCUUCCUUUUGGAGUAGUGUAAUAUGGAUUCUCUACCAACAGCAGAGAUAUGUGACACAAACGCAACACACUUAACAAAUGGUGAUUUGAGGAUACUUCAUCCAGUGUUCCAGAAGUAUGGACAGUCUCAGGCAUUCUCGGGGCCCGCUGUUACUGUAAAAGUGUUUGAAGAUAAUGUGUUGGUAAGAGAACUUCUUGAAACAAAAGGAGAAGGAAGAGUUUUGGUUGUUGAUGGAGGAGGAAGCAUGAGGUGUGCUCUUGUUGGAGGGAAUUUGGUGCAGUUGGCACAAAACAAGGGGUGGUCUGGGAUUGUUGUGAAUGGUUGUAUUAGAGAUGUGGAUGAGAUUAAUUUGUGUCAGGUUGGUGUUAGAGCUUUGGCUUCUCAUCCACUUAAAUCCAAUAAAAACGGUACUGGUGAAAAACAUGUUGCUGUUUAUGUUGGAGGAACUUUUAUUCGUGAUGGAGAAUGGCUCUAUGCAGAUAAUGAUGGUAUCAUUGUAUCCAAGUUUGAGUUGUCCAUUUGAAAUAGUACUAGACUGUACUUUAGAGGUGUAAUGUUUUUUCACUUGUAUUUCAGCUUUGAGCCAUUGUUGUAAUGUCAUGCUAUUCUCAAUCUUAUGCAUGAAAUGAAAUAAUAAACAAUAAAAGUUGAGUUAAUUAGUAUUUCAGAACUUA